AUGUCGUGCGGGGCGGAAUGCCUGUCUCUGGGUCCCCCGCCGGACUCCAUAGUGCACAUGCCGCCGCCCCCGCUGCCGGCCUUCCUAGCAAACAUCGCAAACCUCACGCCUCCCUGCAGAGCCUCUAAGUGUCCGCCAACACCGAACAGUGAAGAUAACGCUUUGUUCCCCGGCGUUGAAUAUCACGAAUUACCUAGACAUGGUAAGUUUGAGCCGGCCACCAACGAUGACACGUGGUUCCUGGUAAUCAUCACUUGUUGUAUCGCCGUCCUCUGCAUCGCAGCUCUGCUGGCGCUCUUCUUGCUCAAAUGUAGAGAAGCUCGUGGUGGCUGCAAAAGCGGAACCGGAAAAGCGAGCGGUUCAAACGCUCUCUACGGCAGCGCGGCGCUCGAUUCGCGCGUGCUGUGGGCGGCGCUCACUCCGCGCGGCACACGGCACUUCGUCGCAGACACCUACCCGCACGACGAGACCGAGGACCAUCACUACGAGUGUGUGGAACCACCAUUAUACAAGCUCGGACCGCCCGAGGACCUCACUAUCACGAGACACUUCAACGUCGAAUAUGAAGAUCCCGCCCCAUUAAUUGAAAGCUAUUCUGACAGAACGGAAGAGUAUUUCAGAAAUGGUAUCGAGACAUUGCGACGUGGCAACCGUCCGUUAGUUUCAUCUCCUACUAGAAUUGAAAGGCCCAAUCUCCCGCCAUUGAAUCUGCAACCGCGCACUCUCCGCCGCGCGCCACACUCGCGCCGCGUUAGUGAUGCGAACAAUUCAGAGAAAUCGGCCAUC
This is a messenger RNA of Brenthis ino (lesser marbled fritillary), 786 nucleotides long. Lineage: Eukaryota; Metazoa; Arthropoda; Insecta; Lepidoptera; Nymphalidae. The record is from the annotation of a GenBank genome assembly.